Molecule: messenger RNA, 399 nt
Organism: Cylicostephanus goldi
Lineage: Eukaryota; Metazoa; Nematoda; Chromadorea; Rhabditida; Strongylidae
Source: the annotation of a GenBank genome assembly
AUGUACGCACUCCCAACUGUAAGUGCUGUGCUGAUGAUAGCGCUAUGCGGCACAGCGCAAAUAAAGUCUUUGCUGGAUAAUCUCGAAGAUGGACAUUAUGUUUGUGCCAAAGAUUUCGACGAAGAUGAGACUAUGGCUGAGUUUCGAAAUGCGUUGCCUGACGCUUCAGCUAAGGUGGAAAGUUACCUUGGAUUGAAACUGUCUGACAACGACGAUAUCAAAAGGUUUGAGAUCAAUUCCCUUAAUCCAGAGAGGACAUCCAUGUAUGUAAAUGUGACCGAGAAGACAUCCGGAAAGAAUCAUUUCCUUCGUCUGGAUCUACUUGCUUCAAAUCUUUGGCGUGCGCAUAGGAUCAGCCAAGAGGAGUUCAAAAAAUGGGAAACUGCUUGUCCGCUUUAA